This is a messenger RNA of Pistacia vera, 2410 nucleotides long. Its product is annotated as cullin-1-like. Gene Ontology annotation, molecular function: ubiquitin protein ligase binding. NCBI's taxonomy places the organism in Eukaryota, Viridiplantae, Streptophyta, Magnoliopsida, Sapindales, Anacardiaceae. The record is from RefSeq and is a predicted model, not a curated record. Gene Ontology annotation, cellular component: cullin-RING ubiquitin ligase complex. The transcript has 18 exons. Bases 1 to 2025 code for a protein of 674 amino acids. Gene Ontology annotation, biological process: ubiquitin-dependent protein catabolic process; protein ubiquitination.
AUGCUUGUAAAUUUUUGUCGAUGGAGCCAGGUAUUGCCAUCUAUAAGAGAGAAGCAUGAUGAGUUUAUGUUGAGAGAGCUUGUAAAACGGUGGGCAAACCAUAAGGUUAUGGUCAGGUGGCUUUCUCGAUUCUUCCAUUAUCUUGACCGUUACUUUAUAGCUCGGAGGUCUCUGCCACCCCUUAAUGAAGUUGGGCUUUCCUGUUUCCGUGAUCUGGUCUAUCUGGAGUUGAAUGGAAAAGUAAGAGAUGCUGUAAUAUCUUUGAUUGAUCAAGAACGUGAGGGUGAACAGAUUGAUCGAGCUUUAUUGAAGAAUGUUUUAGAUAUAUUUGUUGAAAUCGGGAUGGGGCAAAUGGAUUCCUAUGAAAAUGACUUUGAAGCAGCCAUGCUUAUUGAUACAUCUGGAUAUUAUUCUCGGAAGGCUUCAAGCUGGAUCUUAGAAGAUUCUUGUCCAGAUUAUAUGUUGAAAGCUGAGGAGUGUCUGAAACGGGAGAAGGAUAGGGUUGCUCAUUACUUGCAUUCUAGUAGUGAACCAAAGUUACUGGAGAAAGUUCAACAUGAGUUGUUGACUGUAUUUGCUAACCAACUGCUUGAAAAAGAGCACUCAGGAUGCCAUGCACUGCUUAGAGAUGACAAGGUGGAGGAUUUGUCAAGAAUGUUCAGGCUCUUUUCUAAAAUACCUCGAGGAUUAGACCCAGUUUCCAACAUAUUUAAGCAGCAUGUUACUGCUGAAGGUACAGCAUUGGUUAAACAGGCUGAAGAUGCAGCGAACAACAAGAAGGCUGAAAAAAGGGACGUGGUUGGUUUGCAAGAACAGGUUUUUGUUAGGAAAGUGAUUGAGUUACAUGACAAGUACCUAGCAUAUGUAAAUGAUUGUUUCCAGAACCACACUCUUUUCCACAAGUCUCUUAAGGAGGCUUUUGAGGUCUUCUGCAACAAGGGUGUUGCUGGAAGCUCAAGUGCAGAACUCCUUGCCACUUUUUGUGAUAAUAUUCUUAAGAAAGGUGGGAGUGAGAAACUUAGUGAUGAAGCAAUUGAAGAAACACUUGAGAAGGUAGUGAAGCUGCUUGCAUAUAUUAGCGACAAGGAUUUAUUCGCUGAAUUUUACAGGAAAAAGCUUGCUCGGCGGCUUCUUUUUGACAAGAGUGCUAAUGAUGACCAUGAGAGAAGUAUUUUAACAAAGCUGAAGCAACAGUGUGGUGGUCAGUUCACCUCCAAGAUGGAGGGGAUGGUUACGGACCUGACAUUGGCGAAGGAAAAUCAGAAUAAUUUUGAGGAAUAUCUAAACAGUAACCCAAAUGCAAAUCCAGGGAUUGAUUUGACAGUUACUGUUUUGACUACUGGCUUCUGGCCGAGUUACAAGUCAUUUGAUCUUAACCUUCCAGCAGAGAUGGUAAAGUGUGUUGAAGUAUUUAGAGAAUUCUAUCAGACAAAAACCAAGCACAGAAAACUUACUUGGAUAUACUCACUGGGUACUUGUAACCUCAUUGGGAAAUUUGAAACCAGAACCACAGAACUGAUUGUCACAACCUAUCAAGCUUCUGCCUUGCUACUUUUCAAUUCCUCAGAUAGGCUGAGUUAUUCAGAGAUCAUGACUCAGUUGAACUUGACUGAUGAUGAUGUUAUUAGACUGCUUCAUUCCUUGUCAUGUGCAAAGUAUAAGAUUCUCAACAAAGAGCCAAACACGAAAAGCAUCUCUCCCACCGAUCACUUUGAGUUCAACUCCAAGUUUACUGAUAAAAUGAGGAGGAUCAAGAUUCCUCUCCCUCCUGUGGAUGAAAAGAAGAAGGUGAUUGAAGAUGUUGACAAGGACAGACGGUAUGCGAUUGAUGCCUCAAUUGUUCGCAUCAUGAAGAGUAGGAAGGUUUUGGGGCACCAACAGUUGGUGCUGGAGUGUGUUGAGCAGUUGAGCCGCAUGUUCAAGCCUGAUUUCAAGGCAAUUAAAAAGAGGAUUGAAGACCUCAUCACUCGGGACUAUCUCGAGAGGGACAAAGCUAAUCCCAAUAUGUUCCGGUACUUGGCAUGAUCCGGUCUGGGUUCAACAUGGAGUGGUGACUAUUGCUGCUGGAAAAAGAGGGCCAGCUCAUGGUGGAAAUAGGGCAUAUAAAACAGCCAUAGCCCGAGCCACAAUGAGUGCCUCCUUUGGUGAUUACUCUGGAGGAGAACCUGCGAUGCUUGUAAAUUUUGUCGAUGGAGCCAGGUGUGGAGAACACAACUAUAGAUUGUGAACCGGUGGUGGAGAAAUUGUUAUUAAUUUCAUAAUGUGGUUCACUUUCACCAAGGGACCAUGCAGAUCUGUCUUCUUAUUAUGCAAAAUCCAUUUCAUGACCUAGUUGAAGUUUGUUUGUGAAUUUAUAUCUUGCUUUCCCUGCGCUAAAACGUGUAUUUUCAUCUAUUAAAAUUGCAUUUUG